AUGAGAAGCAUCUAUUUCGAAGCGCCCCGAAAGCAAAGCAUAACCACACCUCAUCCGUACGAGUUCCCCGAAUUCAUUUGGAUCCUUUCCAUAUCUUACCAGUCCGUCAUUCCACUUCCUUACCUCAUCCACCCCGAUUCCUCCCCGUUGCGUCCUCUCACCUCGUCACCACACUGUGUCACCACUUGGUCCGCGUUUCCACCUCCUCUUCGGUCCGCCUCCUCCCCUAAACCGCCGUCCCACCUCGCCUUUCCGCCAUCCCGUUUCCUCCGCGUUCUUCUCAUCUUGUCGCCUCCCCGUUCCGCCAUCCCACCUAGGCGCCUUGGCGCCUCACAUCCCGUCGCCUUGGCGCCUCACAUCCCGUCGCCAUGGCGCCUCACAUCCCAUCGCCUUGGCGCCUCACAUCCCGUCGCCUUGGCGCCUCACAUCCCGUCGCCUUGGCGCCUCACAUCCCGUCGCCUUGGCGCCUCACAUCCCGUCGCCUUGGCGCCUCACAUCCCGUCGCCUUGGCGCCUCACAUCCCGUCGCCUUGGCGCCUCACAUCCCGUCGCCUUGGCGCCUCACAUCCCGUCGCCUUGGCGCCUCACAUCCCGUCGCCUUGGCGCCUCACAUCCCGUCGCCUUGGCGCCUCACAUCCCGUCGCCUUGGCGCCUCACAUCCCGUCGCCUUGGCGCCUCACAUCCCGUCGCCUUGGCGCCUCACAUCCCGUCGCCUUGGCGCCUCACAUCCCGUCGCCUUGGCGCCUCACAUCCCGUCGCGCUGGCGCUGUUCCUCCUCUUCGCGUGUGCUCCAACCUAUAUCCUGACCGAUCCGCGUCAGUACCUCCUUUCCUCCAUCCCUUUUCCUCCCCGUUCCGGCCUCCCACCGCGUCGCCUGUGCGCCAAUGAAGUUUCUCGCCUUUCCGCCGUUCGCCCCACUCCUCAUCGCGGCCUCCCACCCCUCUCGCCUUUCCGCCUCUAG
Messenger RNA from Closterium sp. Yama58-4, 960 nucleotides. The record is from the annotation of a GenBank genome assembly. Lineage: Eukaryota; Viridiplantae; Streptophyta; Zygnematophyceae; Desmidiales; Closteriaceae.